GGCGGCGGCGCCCGGGCCGGGCCUGGCGGGGCCCGCGGCGGCGGAGCAGCUCCCAGGAGCUUCCGAGUGAAGACGGGAGCAGCUGGGCCUCGGGAGAAGGUACCUUACAAGUCCCUAAAGGAUGGGUGGCAGGAGAGUGGAGUGAUGCUCUGUGCUGUGGUGGCCAGUGACCGGACAAGGAGUAAGGGACACAAGCUGGGACCCAAAAAGUGCCACUUAAACACAAGGAGAAGCUCCUUUGGUGCUGAGCUGCUUCGGUGUUAAGCUGGCUCCUUCCCCUGCAGCAGCAGGGACUGAUGAGGCAGCUGGGGAGGAUUAUUUCCUGUUCCUUCUGAAGUUGUGUCUCUGAGUGCGAUGUCCUUGUGGUGCUGGGGGAGCCAGAGCCCAACCUCGUGUCCCACAGUGAGGGGAAAAAUGCUGCGGGAGCUUUUACUGCCUGGAAAGCAGGACUGCUGGGUGAGCUGCUGGUGCUGAAGCAGGAGAUGAGAAGCGCCUGCAGCGUCUGGGGCCGGGGCUGGCUUUGCCCUGCAGCGCGGCAGCCGGGUGCUCCCGCUUCCUGCUGCCGAGUGCUGUCAUCUGAAUCACUUCAGGCAUCACGGGACCCACCCCGUCGGGUUCUGUUUCAUUGCUUCCUUUAACUGCGAGGGGAAGAGCCAGGAGGGACUGAGAAGAGCAGCUGGAGGAGGAUGGGAGCAGCUGGAGGAGGAUGACAUCUCACUCACGCAAGGGGUGGGGGUCUUUGGGUCUGGAAGCUCUAGCUAUGGAUCAGAAAGGCUAUCACCGGGGGAGUUUCCAGAGCAGCACUAGUGAUGAAGAUCUGCUGGAAAUUGCAGGAGCAUCUCUAGACUUCUCCAUGGCAGACGAUGACCCACCACUCGACAGGGAGAUGGGAGGAUUUUCCUCAUAUAAUGGAGGAGGGAUGAAUGGCACAAGCACAAUGAUGGAUUUCCUGGAGGAACCUCUUCCAGGUGUGGGCACCUACGAAGAUUUUAACACUAUAGAUUGGGUACGAGAGAAGUCCAGGGACCGGGACAGGCACAGAGAGAUCACUAGUAGAAGUAAAGAAUCCACCUGGGCACUGAUACACAGCGUGAGCGAUGCUUUUUCUGGGUGGUUGUUGAUGCUUCUCAUUGGGUUGUUGGCAGGUUCCUUAGCAGGUCUGAUAGACAUUUCUGCCCACUGGAUGACAGAUUUGAAAGAAGGAGUGUGUUUAGCAGGCUUCUGGUUUAACCACGAGCACUGCUGCUGGAAAUCCGACACGACCUUUACGGACAGAGACAAGUGUCUCGAGUGGAAGAGCUGGUCCCAGCUGAUCCUUGGCCAUGGAGAGGGGGCUUUUGCAUAUAUCCUCAACUACUUCAUGUACGUUAUCUGGGCCUUGCUGUUCUCCCUGCUUGCUGUGUUACUUGUGAAGGGGUUUGCUCCUUAUGCCUGUGGCUCAGGGAUCCCAGAGAUCAAAACUAUCUUAAGUGGCUUCAUCAUUAGAGGCUACCUGGGCAAGUGGACGCUGAUCAUCAAAACCAUCACCCUGGUGCUGGCAGUGUCCUCUGGGCUGAGCCUAGGCAAAGAGGGACCCUUGGUGCACGUGGCCUGCUGCUGUGGGAACAUCUUGUGUCAUCUCUUCACCAAAUACAGGAAGAACGAAGCGAAGCGCAGGGAGGUUUUAUCAGCAGCUGCAGCUGCUGGUGUGUCUGUAGCUUUUGGUGCACCGAUUGGAGGAGUGCUCUUUAGCCUGGAAGAGGUCAGUUACUACUUUCCCCUCAAGACGCUGUGGCGGUCCUUCUUUGCUGCUCUGGUCGCUGCCUUCACCCUCCGCUCCAUCAACCCUUUUGGGAACAGCCGACUGGUUCUCUUCUAUGUGGAGUUCCACACGCCCUGGCACCUCCUGGAGCUUGUGCCCUUCAUCCUUUUGGGCAUAUUUGGUGGGCUUUGGGGAGCUUUCUUCAUUCGCAGCAACAUCGCCUGGUGCAGGCGGCGCAAGACUACCAAGCUUGGCAAAUACCCCGUGCUGGAGGUGUUUGUGGUGACUGCCCUCACGGCUCUUCUGGCCUUCCCCAAUGAGUACACCAGGAUGAGCACCAGUGAGCUCAUUUCCGAGCUCUUCAAUGACUGUGGGAUUUUGGACUCGUCCAAGCUCUGUGAGUACGUGAAUGAUUUCAACAGCACCAAAGGGGAUGACCUACCGGACCGAGCUGCUGGCCCUGGUGUUUACACUGCCAUGUGGCAGCUGGCUUUGGCCCUGGUCAUGAAAGUCUUCAUCACCAUCUUCACCUUUGGCAUGAAGGUGCCGUCGGGGCUGUUCAUCCCCAGCAUGGCCGUGGGGGCCAUCGCCGGCCGCCUGCUCGGCGUAACCGUGGAGCAGUUGGCUUAUUACCACCAUGACUGGGCCAUCUUCAGCGGCUGGUGCAGCCAAGGAGCCGACUGCAUCACGCCCGGCCUCUACGCCAUGGUUGGGGCUGCGGCCUGUCUGGGUGGGGUGACCCGGAUGACCGUGUCGCUGGUGGUCAUCAUGUUUGAGCUCACCGGUGGGCUGGAGUACAUCGUUCCCCUGAUGGCAGCGGCCAUGACCAGCAAGUGGGUGGCCGAUGCCAUUGGGCGAGAGGGCAUCUACGACGCCCACAUUCGCCUCAACGGGUACCCUUUCUUGGAAGCCAAAGAAGAGUUCUCCCACAAGACACUGGCCAUGGAUGUCAUGAGGCCCCGGAGGAACGACCCUCCUCUGACUGUCAUCACUCAGGACAGCAUGAGCGUAGAAGAUGUUGAGACCAUCAUCAACGAAACCACGUACAGUGGCUAUCCCGUGGUGGUGUCACGGGAGUCCCAGAGGCUUGUCGGCUUCGUCCUCAGGAGAGACCUCAUCAUUUCAAUCGAAAAUGCCCGGAAGAAGCAGGAUGGGAUUGUGAGCACUUCAGUUAUUUAUUUCACUGACCACUCUCCUCCGCUGCCUCCGAGCUCUCCCUCGAUGCUGAAACUCAGGAGCAUCCUGGACCUCAGUCCUUUCACAGUGACAGACCAAACCCCCAUGGAAAUCGUCGUGGAUAUCUUCCGCAAGCUGGGGUUGCGCCAGUGCCUGGUUACUCACAACGGGAAGCUGCUCGGCAUCAUUACCAAAAAGGAUGUAUUAAAGCACAUUGCACAGCUGGCUAACCAGGACCCGGAUUCCAUCCUCUUCAAUUAAAGGCAGACUGGCAGGUGUUGUGUGUUCAGCACAAAAGGAACUUGACAGACGAUCCUGGAGACACUUUCCUAUUUUUAUUGAGACCGUGGAACUGUUUUCAACGUUUCCUUCCAUGGAGCUGAAGGAAGACAGUAUGUUUUUUUCUACCAGGUAACCAAUUGCACUACAUGAUCUGUGGAACAUCUUCUUUUUAGAAGAAAGGAAGCAAGGAACAAACAAGACUUUCUUUACGUUGCUUUUGUGAAGUUGCAUUGGAAAGAUUCUAUGAAGGAGUAAAAGCAAAAUGCUACAGAACUCUUUAUCUCCUCUUCUUUUGUUUGAACUCUGAUUACUAACAUGGGGAGGAAAAGACAAGGUCUGUACCUUCAGAAACUUUGAAGAAGGCUGAUUUUGCACACAGCAUUCAGGUGGUGGCAGAAGGACACGGCUGUAACUCAGGGGUGGAACUUGGUGAAAGAACCUUGUAAAGUCAAAGCAGGGGAGGGAAGAGAAGGAAUUGGUUAGCCAAGGAUGUUUUGCCAAAGGAAGGAAAAAAACCCUACAAAAAUAAAGUCCCCAGAAGACCAGAUCUCCUUAAAACUGAGCCCAGUUUCUGAUUGAGAAGCAGCUUGUUUUGGUUAAUCUUCUGUGAAUGUAUUUGCUGACUCUGCAGCUGCCUUGCCAGGAGAGCCGAGGAGGUGGCAGGAGUUAAAGCUGUACUCUCACCCUGAUCCCUUGGUUUAGAGCCAUGCCUAAGGAUUUCUUCUCCUUGAUUUCCCUUGAGCACGUAAUGAAAAUGGCAAAGGCUGAGGCCUGAGUUAGGGCCCUGCCCUCACUGCCCCUCCCAGCAAACUCUGACCACGUUAGAUGUUGCACAACCGACCUCCUCCUCACUCAGCGGUGUCUUAGGUGGCUGAGGAUGUGUGGCUGGAGAGCCCCGUGCCCGGGGUGCUCCCAGGGGUGGAUGUGCUGUUCCUUGCCCCUCUGCCAGGGAUGACACAGCCACCAGACAGACCUGCACUGCUCAGGGUGUCUCCUCUUGCCAACUACUAUGCAAUAAAGCCCUUCCCAACCACUGUCAGCCAAGCAGCUCACUCCACCCCUGUGCUCCUCAAGUCCCUGUCCUAAACCUUACCUAAUUAUUUUCCUGUUAAUAAAACUGUGACUGUUUACUAGCA
Messenger RNA from Colius striatus (speckled mousebird), 4335 nucleotides. RefSeq names its product H(+)/Cl(-) exchange transporter 5. Gene Ontology annotation, cellular component: synaptic vesicle; Golgi apparatus; early endosome. The record is from RefSeq and is a predicted model, not a curated record. Gene Ontology annotation, biological process: chloride transport; transmembrane transport. The transcript is spliced from 15 exons. Gene Ontology annotation, molecular function: voltage-gated chloride channel activity. Lineage: Eukaryota; Metazoa; Chordata; Aves; Coliiformes; Coliidae. Bases 707 to 3178 code for a protein of 823 amino acids.